Molecule: messenger RNA, 702 nt
Organism: Gorilla gorilla gorilla (western lowland gorilla)
Lineage: Eukaryota; Metazoa; Chordata; Mammalia; Primates; Hominidae
Product: olfactory receptor 9I1-like
Exons: 1
Coding region: 1-702 (233 amino acids)
Biological process (GO): G protein-coupled receptor signaling pathway
Cellular component (GO): membrane
Molecular function (GO): olfactory receptor activity
Source: RefSeq, a predicted model, not a curated record
AUGGCCAAAAGAAAUCUCAGCACUGUGACAGAGUUCAUUCCUGUAGUCUUCACAGAUCACCCUGAACUGGCAGUUCCACUCUUCCUAGUGUUUCUCAGCUUCUAUCUUGUCACUUUUCUGGGGAAUGGGGGGAUGAUCAUUCUAAUCCAAGUGGAUGCCCAACUCCACACCCCCAUGUACUUCUUCCUGAGCCACCUUGUUUUCCUGGAUGCCUGCUGUGCCUCAGUAAUCACCCCUCAGAUUCUGGCCACACUGGCCACAGACAAGACAGUUAUCUCCUAUGGCUGCUGUGCUGUGCAGUUGUCUUUCUUCACCAUCUGUGCAGGCACAGAGUGUUACCUGCUGUCAGUGAUGGCCUAUGACUGCUUUGUUGCCAUUAGCAAUCCACUGCGCUAUAACAUGACCAUGACUCCAGGUACCUGCAGGGUCUUUUUGGCCGGUGCCUUCAUCUGUGGGGUGUCUGGGGCCAUUCUGCAUACCAUGUGCACAUUCACCCUCUCCUUCUGUUGUGACUAUCAGAUCAACUUCUUCUUCUGUGACCUCUCACCCCUGCUGAAGCUCGCCUGCAGCAGCAUGACACAAACUGAGAUUGUCAUUCUCCUUUGUGCAAAAUGCAUGUCCCUAGCCAAUGUCAUGGUUAUCCUGAUCUCCUACAUGCUCAUUAUCAGAGCCAUUUUGAGGAUGAAGUCGGCAGGUGGGUAA